This is a messenger RNA of Thermothielavioides terrestris NRRL 8126, 816 nucleotides long. RefSeq lists its product as uncharacterized. Bases 129 to 629 code for a protein of 166 amino acids. Lineage: Eukaryota; Fungi; Ascomycota; Sordariomycetes; Sordariales; Chaetomiaceae. The record is from RefSeq and is a predicted model, not a curated record. The transcript is spliced from 2 exons.
AACGAGGCGAGAUGAAGGAUAAAUCUGGGAAUUCGUAGCGGCCUUUGGGCCUGCAAGUGAGCGAGUUGAUACGCGACCAUGCUCUAGUGGCUGUCAAUCUUCCGCACUUGAGAUCAACAUACCCACACAUGUACACCGUCGCGAUGGAGUGGGUCAAGGAGCAGUACAAGAAGCUGUACGACAUAUGGGUUCCCUGGCUCGAGGAUCUCUACCUCCGCUACUUCACGCGCGACAACAAGGCGAGCUACACCACGCGCGAGAACCUUAACAAAGCCAAAAUCACCAACGUCUCCCGGAUCGACGCCCUCCAGGAUGGCGUGCACGGCCUCGCCGCCGACCAGCUGGGGCAGGGCGGACUGGCCGGCCCCGUCGGGGACCUUGCCUCGCGCGAGGGCGUCAACAGGGUUGAGCGCAGGGGGAAGGACGAAAGAGGCGAGUAUGUCCCCCAGCAACUUGCGGGCGGCGAAGGCACGGCAGCAGCUUCUGCCGGCGGAGUGGGCCAGGCGGUUGCGGGCGCGGGGAACGCGCUCGUCGGAGCCGUCGCGGGCGGGCAGCAGGCUGCUGGGGCUGUGAAGCAGGGAGCGGAGAAGGCGGGGGACUGGCUGGGGUUUGGGAAGGGGAUGGAGUGAGGAUGGGAAGUGAGUGAGAGGUGGCACGGUUAGCAUGACGCGAGUGAGGAAGAUGGCUGGAUGCGGUUUUGAUUUUUGGGAUGGAAUGGCGAAGGCAAUUGGUUAUGAGUGCUGCGAAAACAUCCCCGGCUCGUUGUUUCACUCGAGAUUGGAGCCGAAAUGACCAUUUGUCCAUGUCGUCAGUGUC